AUGUCUGAAACUUUCGAGUUCCAGGCUGAGAUUUCUCAGCUUCUCUCCCUCAUCAUCAACACCGUCUACUCCAACAAGGAGAUCUUCCUUCGAGAGCUUGUUUCCAACGCUUCCGAUGCCCUCGAUAAGAUCCGCUACCAGUCCCUCUCGGAUCCUUCCGUCCUCGAGUCGGGCAAGGAUCUGAGGAUUGACAUUAUUCCCGACAAGGAGAACAAGACCCUCACUAUCCGUGAUACAGGUAUCGGUAUGACCAAGGCUGAUUUGGUCAACAACCUUGGUACCAUUGCCAGGUCCGGCACCAAGCAGUUCAUGGAGGCCCUCACCGCUGGUGCUGACGUCUCCAUGAUUGGUCAGUUUGGUGUUGGUUUCUACUCUGCCUACCUCGUUGCCGACAAGGUGACUGUCAUCUCCAAGCACAAUGACGAUGAGCAGUACAUCUGGGAGUCCAGCGCCGGUGGCACUUUCAACAUCAUCCCCGAUACCGAGGGUGAGCAGCUCGGCCGCGGUACCAAGAUGAUCCUCCACCUCAAGGAUGAGCAGACUGACUACCUCAACGAGUCCCGCGUCAAGGAUGUAAUCAAGAAGCACUCCGAGUUCAUCUCGUACCCCAUCUACCUCCACGUCCAGAAGGAGAUUGAGACCGAGGUGCCCGAUGAGGAGGCCGAGGAGGUUGAGGAGGACGAUGACAAGAAGCCCAAGGUCGAGGAGGUCGAUGACGAGGACGAGGAGGCGGAGAAGAAGCCCAAGACCAAGAAGGUCAAGGAGACCAAGAUUGAGGAGGAAGAGCUCAACAAGCAGAAGCCCAUCUGGACCCGCAACCCCCAGGACAUCUCCCAGGAGGAGUACGCCUCCUUCUACAAGUCGCUCUCCAACGACUGGGAGGACCACCUUGCGGUCAAGCACUUCUCGGUCGAGGGUCAGCUCGAGUUCCGUGCCAUUCUCUUCGUCCCCAAGCGUGCUCCCUUUGAUCUCUUCGAGACCAAGAAGACCAAGAACAACAUCAAGCUCUACGUCCGCCGUGUCUUCAUCACCGACGACGCCACCGACCUCGUUCCCGAGUGGCUCAGCUUCGUCAAGGGUGUUGUGGACUCUGAGGAUCUCCCCUCAACCUGUCUCAACAUUGUCAAGAAGUCGAUGGAGCUCUUCACCGAGAUCUCGGAGGACAAGGAGCAGUUCGACAAGUUCUACUCUGCCUUCAGCAAGAACAUCAAGCUCGGCAUCCACGAAGACUCGCAGAACCGCGGCACCCUUGCCAAGCUUCUCCGAUUCAACUCGACCAAGUCGGGUGAUGACCAGACGUCGUUCGCCGACUACAUUACUCGCAUGCCCGAGCACCAGAAGAACAUCUACUACAUCACUGGCGAGUCUCUCAAGGCUGUCACCAAGUCUCCCUUCCUCGACUCCCUCAAGGAGAAGGGUUUCGAGGUUCUCUUCCUUGUUGACCCCAUUGACGAGUAUGCCAUGACUCAGCUCAAGGAGUACGAGGGCAAGAAGCUUGUUGAUAUUACCAAGGACUUCGAGCUCGAGGAAACCGAGGAGGAGAAGAAGACUCGCGAGGAGGAGGAGAAGGAGUACGAGGCCCUUGCCAAGGCUCUCAAGAACAUUCUCGGCGACAAGGUCGAGAAGGUUGUUGUCAGCCACAAGCUCGGCCUCUCUCCUUGCGCCAUCCGUACCGGCCAGUUUGGCUGGUCUGCUAACAUGGAGCGUAUCAUGAAGGCCCAGGCCCUCCGUGACACGUCGAUGUCGAGCUACAUGUCGUCCAAGAAGACGUUUGAGAUCUCGCCCAAGUCUUCCAUUAUCAAGGAGCUCAAGGGCAAGGUUGAGUCUGACGGCGAGAACGACCGCACUGUCAAGUCCAUUGUGCAGCUCCUCUACGAAACCUCUCUUCUCGUCUCUGGCUUCACCAUUGACGAGCCCGCCAGCUUCGCCGAGCGCAUCCACAAGCUCGUGCAGGUUGGCCUCAACAUUGAGGACGAGGCCAAGACGGACGAGGAGACCGCCGAGGCAGGCGCCACGGCUGCCGAGACUGGCGACAGCGCCAUGGAGGAGGUUGACUAA
Parascedosporium putredinis is the source of this 2058-nucleotide messenger RNA. Lineage: Eukaryota; Fungi; Ascomycota; Sordariomycetes; Microascales; Microascaceae. The record is from the annotation of a GenBank genome assembly.